Molecule: messenger RNA, 1068 nt
Organism: Bactrocera tryoni
Lineage: Eukaryota; Metazoa; Arthropoda; Insecta; Diptera; Tephritidae
Exons: 5
Coding region: 373-1002 (209 amino acids)
Source: RefSeq, a predicted model, not a curated record
AUGGAUUUAUUCUGAUAUAUCGGUUGCUAUUCCAUGCAUUCCAGAUUGCAUAGUCUUUAGACGGCAUAAGUGUAAUUACCUUUGCGUAAAUGUUUUGUGGCAACACCAAAACAUUAGCUGACAUUUUUUCACCUCACUCAAUUUGUUGCUGUCAAAUAUUGGUUCGCCGGGCGAGUGUUUGAUAAAAUUUAUGUGUUUUUAUAUAUUUUAGAUUUGCAUAUUGUAAUGCGAGAAUUUGUAAAUACACGUUUUAAACCAGAAAUACAGUGUUGAAAUAUUUCGCCAUAUAUAAUCAUACUUUGUUUUGGUUACUGAAUAUCAAAGAUAAAAUUUGUCGAGGCACGCGAAAUACGCGGCCCUGAAUUUGCAUAUAUGUACGAAACUACUGAAAACAUGGAUUUAACAUCUCAAAUGCAAGAUUUGUCUAAAGAGAUGAUGGAGAUGCGAGCCGACAUACAACAAAUAAAAGGUUUUAUGGAGCGGCAGAAUGAGGUAAUAGAUGAGUUAAUGAAAGGACAUCAGGAAAUGAUGAAACGAUUGGUGAAACAAGAAGAAGAGGCGGAAGAAGAAAAGAACAUCCAAAGACCUGUUUUUCCACUAAUGACGCAGGAAGAUUUAGACAAUGCCGAAGCUUUUAUUGGAAUGGACGAACGAAAGAAAGAAGAAAUGACACGAUUUCUUAAGCCAUUAUUGAUGCCGAUUGGUCUCAAGCAAAAGCUUGUGUACGUGCUAUCUGAAGAGAUUAUUUUGAGUUAUAACCUCGAGGGUACCCAUGGCAAAAAGCGCAUGCUGCUUUACCCAAAACUUUUAAGUGUGUUAUACAGCGCCACUGAUCGACCCGGCUGGUCCUAUAAAUUGUUUUUAGAUGAUUUGCGCCGAGGUUUUCAAUUUGGCAAGAAAAAACAUUUUAGAAAAAAGUGCGCAUCAAACAAAUUGAAUAAAACGACAAGAAAUCCACUGUCGAGCGGUCCUGAGGACGACAACAUGGAUUCAGACUACUAGAACCAGUUGACUUGUAUUUGUAGGUUUAGAUAUAAGCUUAGUUUAAGUUUGUACUUAAGUAAAAAA